AUGAUGUGGAAACGGUACAAAGUCAUCGAGAAGCCCGGUGGGUUGGGUGAGGUCGUGCAGGUGGUGGUGCGCGACAUCGGCGUCAACUCCGGUGAGAACACGCCGCCGCUGCAUGUCGCGCCGCUGCGGGAGUGCCCGGCAGCGGUGAUGGUGGCCGCCGCUCGCAGGGAACCGUGCUUAGCGUGCGCGCGCAGUGAGGCGCGGGUGCUGCAGCUGGAGGCGCAGCUGCGGCGCAUGGAGCAGCAGGUGCAGGUCAACAACGUGCUCAACGCGCUGCUGAGCAGUCUGGAAGCACAGCACGCGACGAGUGCGUCACGGCGGUCCGGCAACCCGACGAUCCCCAACGUGUCACGAAGAGUCUCGCCAGGGCGGCAGCGGCGACGAAAACACGAACACAAGCAGCAGCAGCAGCAGCAACAGCAACAAGGUGGAGAAGGCAGGGANCGGCAGCGGCGACGAAAACACGAACACAAGCAGCAGCAGCAGCAGCAACAGCAACAAGGUGGAGAAGGCAGGGAUAGGGAGGAGGACGAUAGCGAGGAGGAGCAUCCUACGCUACUGGAAAUGAUGACGGAGGAACUGCGGCGCCAGGACUUGCUGCAUGCCCUUAUGGAGCUGUUGGAGCGUCCCACGAUGGAGGAGGCCACCCGCUUUGCCGAUGAAUCUCUCCCCGAACAGGUUAGGGUGCUCAGCAGCUCCCGGCCACCUUGA
Trypanosoma grayi is the source of this 711-nucleotide messenger RNA. RefSeq lists its product as hypothetical. The record is from RefSeq and is a predicted model, not a curated record. The transcript has a single exon. Lineage: Eukaryota; Euglenozoa; Kinetoplastea; Trypanosomatida; Trypanosomatidae. The coding region runs from base 1 to 711 and encodes 236 amino acids.